Messenger RNA from Ostrea edulis (European flat oyster), 787 nucleotides. Its product is annotated as 39S ribosomal protein L22, mitochondrial-like. Bases 101 to 766 code for a protein of 221 amino acids. Gene Ontology annotation, biological process: translation; ribosome assembly. Gene Ontology annotation, molecular function: structural constituent of ribosome. Gene Ontology annotation, cellular component: ribosome; mitochondrial large ribosomal subunit. NCBI's taxonomy places the organism in Eukaryota, Metazoa, Mollusca, Bivalvia, Ostreida, Ostreidae. The record is from RefSeq and is a predicted model, not a curated record. The transcript is spliced from 7 exons.
UAAAUUUAAUGAUAUUUCGUGCUUGUUAAGGAACACUUUAAAUUUACAUUGAUAUUCAGCAGAGACUCGGGCGAGUAGCCGUGUUUACGGUGUUAGAAUCAUGCAUUGUUUAAGGACAUUAAGAAAUUUUUCCAAUUUACUACAAAGAGCUAGUACAUCAUGGCCCGCAGUGCUGCACAGUUUUCACAGUUGUCCUGUUAUAAAUGCAAGUUACAAUCCAGAAGCAGACCCUGCGUAUUCAUACAUCUAUCAGUCACAAAACAAAAGUAAUUUUCAGGAAUACAAUAAAAUUAUUUAUCCACCACAACCCCCUGAGGAACCUCAGCGACCAGUUGAGUAUUUUCAUGAAACCAGAGAUCUGCGUUAUUCACCAAAGAAGAUGUGGAAGUUCACAGCUAUGGUUAGAGGAUUAUCUGUUGAUGAUGCUAUUAAAAAGGUGUCGUUUUUGCCACAUAAGGGUGCCAAAAUUCUAAAACAGUGUUUACUAGAAGGUCAGAACAUAGCUGUGAAAGAGCAUGGAAUUGAAUACCCAUCCAAUAUGUGGAUUGAGCAUGCAUAUUGUAACAGAGGGAAGAUAGUAAAGGGCAUGCGCCUGGCAUACAAGUUUCCUGCUGAAAUAAAGACUCGAUAUUGUCACUUGUACAUUGUGUUUAGGGAGGGUAGUCCUCCCAAACUGUACUAUCCCCCAGAUGAUAUGACGGGGUAUGAGAAAAUUGAGGACUAUGUAGAUCGACAGCGUAAGCGGAGGAUAUUGUACUCAUUGUAACCCAAUAAAUUUUUACAUCUU